AUGGGCAGAUCAGGUGGGGGUUGCGGGUUGAGUAGCAUGACGCAGAUAUUACACGGCUUGGGUGUUAGGUGGACUAAGGAAUUCAAGGCGUUAAGGUCCCAACUAUGGUGGGGUGGCCAGGGGAUGAUGGUUGGGGAGGAGGGAGCUGCAGUAGAAGAAGGCCCUCCUUCGGUUGGUUUCUCCGAUGCAUUGUUACUAGUUAUUUGUCCUCUAGUUAUUUUCUCUUGUGCAUUCCCCAUCUCUUCAAUAUACGUCUUCCAUCCAAUGCUUCUUGUUACUUAUAUAGGUAAAAACACGGCUAAGUUGGUCAUUUCCCUGCAUGCACAUGAUGCAUGA
Prunus armeniaca (apricot) is the source of this 336-nucleotide messenger RNA. The record is from the annotation of a GenBank genome assembly. NCBI's taxonomy places the organism in Eukaryota, Viridiplantae, Streptophyta, Magnoliopsida, Rosales, Rosaceae.